Ectocarpus sp. CCAP 1310/34 is the source of this 420-nucleotide messenger RNA. The record is from the annotation of a GenBank genome assembly. NCBI's taxonomy places the organism in Eukaryota, Phaeophyceae, Ectocarpales, Ectocarpaceae.
AUGAAUGAGCCGCUGUUGCCGGCAGAUCUAGCCAACCCGUAUCCAAGCACACGAACAUUGUCUAGGGGGACGGAACUUGUGGAGCUCGACGAACACGGCAAGGACAAAUCUGGCAUCUCGAGAGGCCCCAUUCCCAUCAUCAACGCCGCCGGGAGAGGAUUGUCGAAAAUCGUCAGGAAAAUGGUCGAGCAGGGACACGAUGUAUCGCUUACAAACGACGCUGGUUUCACGGCUCUGCAUGCUGCGGCCCACGACGGUCACGCUGACAUCGCGAGGGUACUGGCCAAGGCCGGCUCGGAUCUACAGGCGACGACCCGAAGGCGACACACCGCUUCAUUUGGCCACGAGCUUGGGGGAAACUGCAGCGCUGAGGGCCCUGAUCGAAGAAGGCGCUUCCGUCCAGUAGUGUUUACACGUUGA